AGCAGCUGUUGGGGCCCGGCGGCAGGCGGGACUUCUGCCUCCUCGGGCGCACGUCAGUCAGGAGGAGGAAGCGCAGCGGGGGCGGGAAGGUUGCACAGCCGCACCUGCGGCUGGGCUUGCGGGUCUCUAAGUGGUCGCGCCCCCUUUGAGAGGGUGAGCCGACUGCUAGAGGGUCCCGGGCGCUCUCCUGUCCCGGGUGAUUGAAAAGUGCUGAUCAAUUGCCACUGAAGCAGGAAAUAGGAAGAUGGCAGCAAACCCUUCGGGACAAGAGUCUGGAUGGACACAGGUCUUUUGUCACUGCUAAGUGCAUCAUCUGGAUCAUUUUGGAGUUGGUCUCUGUUGGCUGCUUUUUUUGGAGACGCCACUGGGAAUCCUGAAGACCUCUGGGAAAAUUAAGUUUCCAAGAGAAACACAACAAUACUUGACAUUUAUUGGACACCACCUGUAUUAUCUUGAGGUUUUCAAAACAAAAAUAGAGUUGCAAUCUUGGCAGAACUGGACAAAGAGAAAAGAAAAUUACUAAUGCAGAACCAAUCUUCAACAAAUCAUCCUGGAGCUAGCAUCGCACUCCCGAGACCCACUCUUAAUAAGGACUUCCGGGACCAUGCUGAGCAGCAGCACAUUGCAGCCCAACAGAAGGCGGCUUUGCAGCAUGCACAUGCACAUUCUUCCGGAUACUUCAUAACUCAAGACUCUGCAUUUGGGAAUCUGAUUCUUCCUGUUUUACCUCGCCUUGAACCAGAAUGAACAAAUAUUUGCAUUGAAAAUGACUUUGUAAUAUCAAUUGCCAAACCUACUAUUAUUCAGUUCUAUACAAACUAUGACUUUCAGAAUUUUGGUGAACUUUUACAUUUUUUGCUUCUUUAAAAGAAAAUUACAUAAGUGAAAGCAAAAAUGGAGAGUAACCAGGAUGAUGAGAGCCUUGGGAGCUGUACUGUCUGAGGAAUUGAGUAUGCUACCUUUGUCACAUUUUUGUUUGAUUUAUAACUAAAUUAGACUGUGAAUUGGAUGGUCACAUAAAUUCACCCCCAAGAUCCAGCGAGUUGAACUGAGUAUAUCAUGUCCACAAUAGAUUUUCAAGAACCAUUUAUAGUACUUAACUUUAAAGAAAUGAGGGUGCUUUUUAAAAGUGUGAACCAAUAGGCUUAAAUAAGUUAUAUUUAUAUAACUUAUAUAAGAUGGAGCUCCUUGUAGAAUUGCUAUCAGUGUACCUUUUGAGUUUUAACCAACAUAUUAUCCUGAAAUAUUCUUUAACUUAUAACUAGUCCCCCUGUUCUCAAUUUUAAAAGAAAAUCCAAGAUAAGACUAAGUUACCAACAAGUCUUAAACAUCCUUUAUAAACUAUAAAUUAUGUGACUAAACUGCUAUUAAAGACAAUUAUAAGAGAGGUGGUGAUUUUAAAAUUUGUAGAAGCUCUUAUUUAGUGUCACUAUGCAAAUGAUAGACCUGUACAGUUUUCUUGUCCCUUUUUGCUCUAAUUAAAAACAUACGCAAAGUUAAAGGAGGAAGGCGUUAGGUUAAGCAAGUUUUCAACAUGACAUAUCUUUAACAGAAUCUGCAGUGCUUAUAUAAAUAUGCACUCUCCUCUACCUUACCCUAGUCCUACAGAAUUAGAAUCUCUAAUUCAAAACAAAGUCUGAAAACCUGGGUUAGAGAAGUCAGUUUUCAUGAUACAUAUUUAUGAACUCAGAUUUGUAGGUCCCUGAAAUUUAGAGGUCAUUUAGCUAAAUUCUACGUUUUUUACUUUUAGUGGGAUUGAAAUUAUAUUUUAUACUAUAUUAUAGGUAAAGUAUUUUAUUAACUACUUAUACCUGACCUCAUUUUGGCCUUGAGUUCCCAUCCUCUCUGGUGGUAGGAUGAAAUUUAAACUUAAAACUCCAGUUUGGGUCAAUAUUUAAUCAAAGUUCCCUUCUUGAAGAGUUUCUUCUCUCUCCUUCCCUAGAUAUUUGUACCAACCCCAGAGCUCCAUCUUACCCAAACUGAUUGACGAGGAGCAGACAAUUCUAUACUUAGCUGUCCGCAUUGUAAUGGUCACCAUUACAGCAAAGGCACCCUUACUCUUGCUGCUGACAAGCCCUCCACCUGCCCCAGGCCUCUGGCUCCUGUUCUGCUCAGGCCCAUCCGGCUCUUACUUGGGCCUCCUUAUAGUGGGCCUCAUUUCUUGAAUUAAUGUGACUAAAUUUCUGUUCAUGUGAGCCAUGGUUCUCAGUAUAUCUACUGAUGCUAGGAAGAUUUUUAAAUUUGGAUUGUUUAGUUUUAUACUGUCAAAGCCUCUACCUAACGUGUGACUUUUAUAACUUAGAUAUCUUUUUUCCAGUGGUAUUUUCUAGUCUCUUAGCCUUCUGAAUCCCACAGUCCCAGCUACCAAGCACUUCCUCCUACCCCUUUCCUUGGAGUCACUUACAAAUCCAAUUUAGUCCAAUGUGUGUGUAUUAAUACCUACUCUGUUAAUCACUGUGCUUCGGGGGCGGAAGAUGAGAGAGACCGCCUGAAGGAGGCAGCAGUGGAGGGGAGCCUGCUCUGGUACAGCAGUGGUGAGAAAGGAAGGCAGAAUGCAGCGAGCUGCACAGGAAGGGCCUGGAAGUAUUGGUGCUUUACCUGCCAAGGGAGGGAAGAGCUGCUCUGGGCAAAGGUCAAGAUUUUAUAAUCAAGGAGAAGUACGAACAAUUGCGAGUGCUGCAGAGGAUAAUGCAAAGGCACAAGUGGCCUCAGAAGCCCCAAAGUCUCAACAUUGCUUCCCUCAGCCUGUGGAGAACUGGGGCAACUCACUCAACCUCUGUCUGCAUGUCACUCCAUCUCACCUGUAAAACAGGAACGGCACACGCUCUGUCUAGUGCAUGAACUGAACCAACCAUGUGUUCCAAAGUGUGUGUCUCACCUCGUUGCUGAAUUGAGAAGCCAACUUCAUGGUUUAAUGGAUUAUGGCCAGCAUUUUUUAUUUUUUAAUAAAAUAGCAUCGGAGUGCA
Molecule: messenger RNA, 2966 nt
Organism: Manis pentadactyla (Chinese pangolin)
Lineage: Eukaryota; Metazoa; Chordata; Mammalia; Pholidota; Manidae
Gene: INIP
Product: INTS3 and NABP interacting protein
Exons: 7
Coding region: 523-747 (74 amino acids)
Biological process (GO): DNA repair
Cellular component (GO): nucleoplasm; nucleus; SOSS complex
Source: RefSeq, a predicted model, not a curated record